UGGUGGCUCUGCCAACAUGGCGGUGCAGGCUGUGCACCUGGAGGCGGACGCCUUCCUGGUCUGCCUCAACCACGCGCUGAGCACCGAGAAGGAGGAGGUCAUGGGGCUGUGCAUCGGGGAGGUUGACACCAGCAGAAUUGUUCAUAUUCAUUCUGUGAUUAUCCUGCGCCGUUCAGAUAAGAGGAAGGAUCGAGUGGAGAUUUCUCCGGAGCAGCUUUCAGCUGCUUCUACUGAAGCAGAGAGAUUGGCUGAGAUUACAGGACGUCCCAUGAGGGUUGUGGGCUGGUAUCAUUCUCAUCCACACAUAACUGUCUGGCCGUCUCAUGUGGAUGUUCGCACUCAAGCCAUGUAUCAGAUGAUGGACCAGGGCUUUGUGGGGCUCAUCUUCUCCUGUUUCAUUGAGGACAAGAACACAAAGACGGGCCGGAUACUCUACACCUGUUUCCAGUCAAUUCAGGCUCAAAAGAGCUCAGAGUAUGAGAGGAUUGAAAUUCCUAUUCAUGUUGUUCCCCAUGACACCAUUGGCAAAGUGUGCCUGGAAUCGGCGGUGGAACUGCCCAAGAUCUUGUGCCAGGAGGAGCAAGAUGCAUACAGGAGAAUUCACAGCCUCACCCAUCUAGAUUCUGUAACCAAGAUUCACAAUGGCUCAGUGUUCACCAAGAAUCUCUGCAGCCAGAUGUCUGCUAUCAGUGGUCCCCUCCUGCAGUGGCUGGAGGACAGACUGGAGCAGAACAAACAGCGGGUGCAGGAACUGCAGCGGGAGAAAGAGGAGCUCAUGGAAGAACUAGCUACCCUGGAGUGAAGAGGAAACCCCAGACCCUUUUUAAAAAAAAAAAAAAAAAAA
Molecule: messenger RNA, 844 nt
Organism: Terrapene triunguis (Three-toed box turtle)
Lineage: Eukaryota; Metazoa; Chordata; Testudines; Emydidae
Gene: BRCC3
Product: BRCA1/BRCA2-containing complex subunit 3
Exons: 8
Coding region: 17-802 (261 amino acids)
Biological process (GO): double-strand break repair
Cellular component (GO): BRCA1-A complex; BRISC complex
Molecular function (GO): metallopeptidase activity; polyubiquitin modification-dependent protein binding; cysteine-type deubiquitinase activity
Source: RefSeq, a predicted model, not a curated record